AUGGCUGAUACCGACACGGCCAGCGCCAACAAGGCCUAUUUCAACAAACUCGCUGCCGAGUACGACGCCAGGUAUGAAAAAACAAUGUUGCAGCUCGAGAGGGAGGUUCGCACGCGCAAGGACUUUAUCGGUGCCGACUGGGUUGUCGACGACGAGGAGGACGAGGACGAUGGUGGCGAAGGCGGCAGUGAAGACGAAGCUGCACAUCUGCCGGCGGCGGACGGCAAGCGCGUGAGACUACUCGACUACGCCUGUGGAACCGGCCUGAUAUCGCGGGCCCUUUCGCAGUUCACAACGCAUUGUGUUGGCAUUGACAUCUCGGAGAACAUGGUGGCAGUUUACAACGCCCGGGCCGAGAACCAGGGCCUACGCACCGACGAGAUGCACGCUUACCAAGGCGACCUCACGGACCCGGCGACUUUCUCCGCCUCUUUCGACCCGAAUGGCCGGUUCCGCGACUUCGACGUUGCCGGCGUUGGCCUCGGGUUCCACCACUUCUCGGACCCGGAGCUCUCGGCGCGCCGCAUCGUUGAGCGGCUGCGACCCGGCGGCGUGUUCUUCAUCCUCGAUUUUCUGCCGCACGGGGCCGCGGAUGCUGCGCUGCCGGCGGCCAGCACGGUCAUGCACCACGGCUUCUCGGAGGAGAGGAUGCGAGCCGUUUUUGAGCAGGCCGGCGCGGGCAAGGACUUCGCCUUGGAGGAGCUCGGGAGUGGGAUCGUUCUUGGAGGGCGCCAAGGGGAUGGGCACGGUCAUGGGCACACGCAUGAUGACAGACACGGACAUGGUCACGGGCAUGGUCAUGGAGAGCGAGAGAUGGGGAUGAAGAGGCGGGUGUUCCUCGCGCGGGGAACCAAGGUAUAA
Messenger RNA from Colletotrichum navitas, 861 nucleotides. Its product is annotated as methyltransferase domain-containing protein. The record is from RefSeq and is a predicted model, not a curated record. Lineage: Eukaryota; Fungi; Ascomycota; Sordariomycetes; Glomerellales; Glomerellaceae. Gene Ontology annotation, molecular function: methyltransferase activity. The transcript is spliced from 4 exons. The coding region runs from base 1 to 861 and encodes 286 amino acids.